GAGAGAUAAGAAAGAGACGUGAGAGAUGAGUAAAUCCGUCGAGUGGUCUGAUUUACUCGAAGAGCUGCUCGAUCUAAUAGCCAACCGUGUCUUCUCCAACGUCGAGCUUCUCCGAGUCCGAAGCAUAUGCAAAUCCUGGCGUUCUGCGGUUGCGACCAAUAAAAGUUUCCCAAACCGCCGCAACCGCAAUCGCAGACGCUUCCUUUCUCAUCCUUACGGUAUUAGUAAUGAAAAAAAGUGUUUACUCUCUCCCGCAGCUUUAUUCCGUGUGAUUCACUCCUCAUGUCCGAACAAAGGAUGGCUUCUCAAAACCCAAGAUGUCUCCGACUUGCGUAAAAAACUCCUUUUCCCUCUCUCACGUCUCGUCAUAGAUUCUUCCCACAAAACCCUAGAUCUCUUGGAGUUUACUGUCUCAGAGAUUCAUCAGUCUUACGACGCUUAUGAAUACUGGGAAAAAGAUUCGGUUGCGAGUAUAAAGUCGUAUGGUUUCGCUAGAGUUGUUCUCGUGGACAACCUGGUUUUCGCGGUCGAUCGCUACAAGAAACUCUGGUGGUGCAAUAGUGGGGAAGAAAGUAACAAUGAUCAUGUCUGGACAAGGAUGUCAGAUGAAGAAGCUGAGUAUUUCUCGGAUAUUAUAGUCCACAAAGGUCAAGUCUAUGCACUGGACCUAAAGGGCGCGAUUUGGUGGGUUAGUUUAUCUGAGCUUAAGAUUUAUCAGUACGGACCUAAUUCAACACCAACGGGCUACUACGACAGUGAGUAUUGCCGUGAGUAUUUGAAAGACAUGAGGCUCGUGGAGCAUUGUGGAGAUCUAUGCAUUGUUUAUCGUUUCUGUGAGAUAUUAAUUAAGAGACCUUAUAGCCUGAGGACCAUUGGUUUUAAAGUUUAUAAGAUGGACGAGGAAUUGGUUAAAUGGGUUCAGGUUAAUUCUUUGGGAGACAAGGCUUUUGUUAUGGCAACAGAUAUUUGUUUCUCUGUCUUGGCUAGUGAGUAUUAUGCAUGUUUGGAGAAUUCCAUCUAUUUCACAGAUGAGGAAGAUAUAAACAAUGCUAAAGUGUUUAAGUUUGGAGAUGGACCUGAUGGUAGUAUUAUCAAGAACGUCAAUUCUUCUUCUGAAAAUUGUUUUCAGAUGUUUUCUCCUCCUUUUGUCUGACAAUGUUUUUGGUAUAUGGUCGGAAAAUUCAUCUAUGGGAAAUUGUGUCAAGUAU
Messenger RNA from Eutrema salsugineum, 1208 nucleotides. Its product is annotated as F-box protein At4g35733. The transcript has a single exon. Lineage: Eukaryota; Viridiplantae; Streptophyta; Magnoliopsida; Brassicales; Brassicaceae. The record is from RefSeq and is a predicted model, not a curated record. Bases 26 to 1153 code for a protein of 375 amino acids.